This is a messenger RNA of Rhipicephalus sanguineus (brown dog tick), 624 nucleotides long. RefSeq lists its product as uncharacterized. The record is from RefSeq and is a predicted model, not a curated record. Lineage: Eukaryota; Metazoa; Arthropoda; Arachnida; Ixodida; Ixodidae. Bases 87 to 560 code for a protein of 157 amino acids. The transcript is spliced from 3 exons.
GACCUCGAAGGUGUCACCGGUGCGCAAGAGGAUAAACUUCAGGAACGCCGAAGGAUUCGUUGAGAUUUGCGAAUAGUUCAGGCAACAUGAAGACCCAGACGCUCCUAUGCCUGUGCGGCCUGUCGCUGGUGCCUCUGCUGCUAAGCAUCGAGGCGCGCAGCUUAGCCUCGAUUAAAGAGAAGAGCGACAACUUGGUGACAGCUCGCACGGGCAUGCUGUCCCGCUUCGAGCCGCUCAUCUCGAACAUGGUGGUGCCUUUCCUGGUGGCCACCGGCGUCGUCAGCCUGGUGCGCAUGGUGCCCUCGGUGGUCUCGCAGAUACCCAACGUGUUCGGCUUCGCCAAGCGGCACGGCUACACCGAGCUGCCCCGAGAGGUGCUCGAGAUAAUGCAGAUGCUCGACGGAGCGAACAUCAAGUACGACGUGCAGCAGCAGCAGCCUCAGCAGCACGUGUACCACACCACCAACCAGCGGUACCCGAUGUACCACCAGCAGCAGAUCUACAAGGCCGCCGCAGCAGCCGCCUCCGGCAGCUCCAAGCCUCAGAGCCAGCAGGGCUGAUCGAGCACUUCACCGUCAAACGGGACCUGGAAAGGGAACGGGUAGCGAUAGCACCUGUAGAGAG